UCAACUGUCAAGUUGUGGGGAUACACAAUUUUUCGGACCCUCGCAACUUCCAAAGAAACGAACGCAGCUUACGAAAUUUAAUAAAACAAUUUAAAUAUGUCUUUAGUUAUUAAAUAAGUUGUGCACAUCAAUUAACUCGCUGCCCGCGCACACAACAUGUCCCAUCCACAUCUGGUCCUGUCACUGCUGCUGUGCUUUAGCCUGUGCUUGAGUAACGUUCAGUCAAGAACGGCCAAACGCUCCGAUGUCUAUAUAGCGGGCUUCUUCCCAUAUGGUGAUGGCGUUGAGAACUCGUACACGGGACGUGGAGUUAUGCCCAGUGUCAAGCUGGCGCUUGGUCAUGUCAAUGAGCAUCCGCAGAUACUGACCAACUACAGACUGCAUAUGUGGUGGAAUGAUACACAGUGCAAUGCUGCCGUGGGAGUCAAAUCUUUUUUCGACAUGAUGCACUCUGGUCCAAACAAGGUGAUGCUCUUUGGUGCAGCCUGCACGCAUGUCACAGACCCCAUAGCCAAGGCCAGCAAGCACUGGCAUUUAACACAGCUGAGCUAUGCGGAUACCCAUCCCAUGUUCACCAAGGAUGCGUUUCCCAAUUUCUUUCGAGUGGUGCCCUCGGAGAAUGCAUUUAAUGCACCACGCCUGGCGCUGCUCAAAGAGUUUAAUUGGACGCGUGUGGGCACCGUUUACCAAAAUGAACCACGAUAUUCACUGCCACACAAUCAUAUGGUGGCCGAUCUGGAUUCCAUGGAGCUGGAGGUGGUGGAGACCCAAAGUUUCGUCAACGAUGUGGCCGAGUCACUGAAAAAGCUGCGGGAAAAGGAUGUUCGAAUAAUUUUGGGCAAUUUUAAUGAGCAUUUUGCCCGCAAGGUUUUCUGCGAAGCAUUCAAAUUGCAAAUGUAUGGACGUGCCUAUCAGUGGCUAAUUAUGGCCACCUACACCACGGAUUGGUGGAAUGUGACAAUGGACAGCGAAUGCAGCGUGAAGGAAAUUGCCACGGCUUUAGAGGGCGCCAUAUUGGUGGAUCUACUGCCGCUCUCAACCAGCGGAGACAUAACAGUUGCAGGCAUUACGGCGGAUGAGUAUCUCGUUGAGUAUGAUAGAUUACGCGGCACAGAAUACUCGCGCUUCCAUGGAUAUACCUACGAUGGUAUUUGGGCAGCUGCAUUGGCCAUACAGUAUGUAGCGGAGAAGCGUGAAGAUCUGCUAACACAUUUUGAUUACCGAGUCAAGGACUGGGAAAAUAUUUUCCUGGAAGCAUUACGUAAUACUUCUUUCGAGGGUGUCACGGGACCGGUACGCUUCUAUGACAACGAACGCAAGGCCAACAUUCUGAUUACCCAGUUUCAAGUGGGACAAAUGGAAAAGAUAGGCGAAUAUCACUCACAGCAAGCACACUUGGAUAUGACGCUGGGCAAGCCCGUACGUUGGGUGGGCAAGACGCCACCCAAGGAUCGCACAGUGAUCUAUAUAGAACACAGCCAAGUUAAUCCCACCAUAUAUAUUGUGUCAGCCAGCGCCUCUGUCAUUGGCGUGAUAAUAGCCACCGUUUUCCUAGCCUUUAACAUCAAGUAUCGUAAUCAACGCUACAUCAAAAUGUCAAGUCCACAUUUGAACAAUCUGAUUAUUGUUGGCUGCAUGCUGACCUAUCUGAGCAUCAUUUUUCUGGGCCUGGAUACUACGUUGAGCAGUGUGGCAGCCUUUCCCUAUAUAUGCACGGCUCGAGCAUGGAUUUUAAUGGCAGGUUUCAGUUUGGCUUUUGGUGCCAUGUUUUCGAAAACUUGGCGAGUGCAUUCGAUUUUUACCGAUCUGAAGCUGAACAAGAAAGUGAUCAAGGACUAUCAGCUGUUUAUGGUUGUGGGCGUGCUUUUGGCCAUUGAUAUAGCGAUAAUAACCACCUGGCAGGUAGCCGAUCCGUUCUAUCGUGAGACGAAGCAGCUAGAACCAAAACACCACGAGAACAUUGAUGAUGUGCUGGUCAUACCCGAGAAUGAGUACUGCCAAUCAGAGCACAUGACCAUAUUUGUUAGCAUCAUCUAUGCAUAUAAAGGCUUGCUACUGGUUUUUGGCGCCUUCUUGGCCUGGGAAACCAGGCAUGUCUCCAUUCCAGCUCUAAAUGACUCCAAGCACAUUGGCUUCUCAGUUUAUAAUGUGUUCAUUACUUGUAUUGCCGGCGCGGCCAUAUCGCUGGUUUUAUCGGAUCGCAAGGAUUUAGUUUUUGUCUUACUCUCGUUUUUUAUAAUUUUUUGUACGACAGCCACUUUGUGUUUGGUGUUCGUACCGAAAGUAAGACUGGUACUCGUCGAACUCAAACGCAAUCCUCAGGGCGUUGUGGACAAGCGAGUGCGUGCUACUCUACGCCCUAUGUCCAAGAAUCGUCGCGAUUCUUCGGUCUGUGAGCUAGAGCAGCGGCUUCGCGAUGUUAAGAACACCAAUUGUCGCUUCCGCAAAGCUCUGAUGGAAAAGGAGAACGAGCUGCAGGCUCUAAUACGCAAACUGGGCCCAGAGGCGCGCAAGUGGAUCGAUGGCGUCACAUGCACAGGCGCCCCCACUGACAUGGAGCCUAUUCUAAGCGAAGAUAUGGCAAGGCUAUCGGCACCACCGGUGCGUCGCGAAAUGCCCAGUACUACAGAAGUUACCGAGCUGACAUCAGUGGAUAGCAUCACUUCCACGCACGUUGACAUGGAGAAUUCCUUCGUUUCGGUACAGUCCACGACUCUGGCGCCCUCUUUGCCGCCUAAAAAAAAGAAACAGUCAAUGGUGGAACACCAUCCGCCCGCAAUGAUGCAGCCUAUCCAGCAGCAGCUACAACAGCAUCUGCAGAAGCAGCAACAAAUGCAGCAGCAGCAGCAGCUGCAACAACAACAUCAACACCAUCGACAUUUAGAGAAACGCAAUUCAGUUUCGGCUCAAACAGAUGCCAAUAUUGGUAGCAUAACGAGCAGCGCCAGCAAACGCAGCACUGGCGACUGUGCCGCGAUACGCCGCCAGUCAACUGCAUCGCGGCACUAUGAAAGUGGGAGCCAAACGCCAACGGCGAAGCCAAAGUAUAGCAGCACACAUCGCAACUCCUCCACGAAUAUAUCCACCUCACAAUCGGAGCUGAGCAAUGUUUGUCCGCACAGCAAGCCCGGCACGCCAGGUAUAAUCAAGACUCCCACCGCCUCUGACCAUCGGCGCACCAGCAUGGGCUCGGCUUUAAAGUCUAAUUUUGUUGUCUCGCAGAGCGAUCUCUGGGACACGCACACGCUCUCACAUGCUAAGCAGCACUCGCGCCAGUCGCAGCGUACCUAUGCCAGCCCACAGCGCUGUUCCGAGCAUCAUGGACACGUGAUGGCCUAUGACCAGAACACAACCUCGCCCAUUCAACGCUCCGUCUCGGAAAAGAAUCGCAAUAAGCAUCGCCCCAAGCCGCAAAAGGGUACGGUCUGCCAGAGUGAGACGGACAGCGAGCGGGAACGCGAACCGACACCCACUACUGUUCAGCAGUGCACACAGACGCGCAAGUUCAAUCGAAAUUCCAACAUUCAGCAUGCGGCGCACCAUCACAGCUCGCCGAAUGUGGCGCCGGAGAAGCAAAGGAAACAGCGCAAUAGAACGGAUCAUUCAAUCUAUGGAGCCAGCUCCGAGACGGAGUUAAUCGAGGGGGAGACAGCUAUACUACCCAUAUUCCGGAAGCUGCUCACCGAAAAGAGUCCCAACUAUCGCGGCCGAAGUGUAGUUGGCCAGAGCUGUCCUAAUAUAUCCAUUAAAUGCGAUAUCGUUGAAUACUUGUAG
This is a messenger RNA of Drosophila montana, 3774 nucleotides long. It is a transcript of the gene GABA-B-R2, whose product is annotated as gamma-aminobutyric acid type B receptor subunit 2. Gene Ontology annotation, biological process: gamma-aminobutyric acid signaling pathway; G protein-coupled receptor signaling pathway. NCBI's taxonomy places the organism in Eukaryota, Metazoa, Arthropoda, Insecta, Diptera, Drosophilidae. Gene Ontology annotation, cellular component: G protein-coupled receptor heterodimeric complex; membrane. Gene Ontology annotation, molecular function: G protein-coupled GABA receptor activity. The transcript has 13 exons. Bases 157 to 3774 code for a protein of 1205 amino acids. The record is from RefSeq and is a predicted model, not a curated record.